Molecule: messenger RNA, 328 nt
Organism: Saccostrea cuccullata (small rock oyster)
Lineage: Eukaryota; Metazoa; Mollusca; Bivalvia; Ostreida; Ostreidae
Product: maestro heat-like repeat-containing protein family member 1
Exons: 3
Cellular component (GO): cytoplasm
Source: RefSeq, a predicted model, not a curated record
GUAUUAUGGCCCUUCUUACUGGAGAUGAUUGUGCCCGAACAGUACACAGAGGCAGGCUGUGUGGUCUGUAAAUGUCUGGCCCACCUCGCCAACAAGAAACGAGAGGAGAAGGCCGAGGAUUACGAUCUGGACUACGACGUCCUGGCGAACACCCCGAAACCAAAUGUCAUGAUAGCAAGAUUAAUGGUUUUAGCUGGUUGUCCCAAAAACAACAGAGAUAGGGGGAUUCAUGUUCUGCAGCUGAUGAAGGGAAUGUCUCCAAACCUCAAUGACAAUCUAGUGGAACUCUGGGAUACAGUGAUUCCUAAACUCACUCAGUAUCUAGAGG